This is a messenger RNA of Mytilus trossulus (common blue mussel), 732 nucleotides long. RefSeq lists its product as uncharacterized. Bases 1 to 732 code for a protein of 243 amino acids. The record is from RefSeq and is a predicted model, not a curated record. The transcript is spliced from 2 exons. Lineage: Eukaryota; Metazoa; Mollusca; Bivalvia; Mytilida; Mytilidae.
AUGGCGACAUCAUUAGAAUCCACAAGUAGAAGAAAAGCCCAAGUGCCAGUGCCAUGCUACUUCUGUAAAGGACCAGAAAUUAAAUGGGAAUGCAAAGACUGCGAUGUUCGCAUGUGUAACUCCUGUGAAGUAAAAACUGUUUUAGAUACUUCUCCGAUGAUAUCUGUGGCCAUACAUGUAAACAAGGAGAAUGAAGUAAUAGUUGGAAUUGGAGAACAAGGACCACCGUUUGCAGUCAAGGAUUGUUCUGUCAGACAAGUGAUAAUUUUCGACAGUGAUUAUAAACGGAAAGUAACAUCAGAAUUCGACAAAAAGGGGAUCAAAUUGGACAGUUAUGCAUUACGAAUUCGCACUGAUUUUAGAAAUGUUGUCUAUGUAAAUGACCGCUUUGACAAUGACAACAACGGUAGAAUAGUAGCUAUACAUAGAAAUGGUCACUUGCAGUUUACCUUUGACGGACAAACGUAUUUAGAAACAUUUAAACCACAAGGAAUUACUAUUACGCCAAGUAAUAACAUUGUAGUUUCUGAUCCAAGUAGCAAUGCACUACAUGUUUUAAAUUCGAAUGGAGAUUUACUUGCUCUGCAGUUAGUUAAGAACGAUCUUGGAAUCCAAUCUCCACUUAGUUUAUUCUUUGAUGUUGAAGGAUAUUUAUUAAUUGGAUGUCACAAAGGAAAUAAUGAAGACUACGGAAAAUUUCAUGCCGUUAAAAUGGUAGACAGUCUUAUGUAA